Messenger RNA from Xenopus laevis (African clawed frog), 4411 nucleotides. It is a transcript of the gene pfas.S, whose product is annotated as phosphoribosylformylglycinamidine synthase. The transcript has 29 exons. Gene Ontology annotation, biological process: L-glutamine metabolic process; 'de novo' IMP biosynthetic process; purine nucleotide biosynthetic process. Bases 337 to 4308 code for a protein of 1323 amino acids. Gene Ontology annotation, molecular function: phosphoribosylformylglycinamidine synthase activity. Lineage: Eukaryota; Metazoa; Chordata; Amphibia; Anura; Pipidae. Gene Ontology annotation, cellular component: cytoplasm. The record is from RefSeq and is a predicted model, not a curated record.
GUAUACAAAGCCUGGCACAGGUGAUUCUCAAUGGUCACUAGCCUGUGCCUGCAAUAACUUUAUUACUUCCACUUUGUGAGGUACAAUUCCCUAAACGCAACUUCUCCCGCGGUAACGUAAUAACCAGGCAGCCCAGGUGCUCUACGCCUGCCCAUCUGGCCCCGCCUUUUCUUUACAGCUGCGUGUUCUCCGCUCCGUCUAGCCCCGCCCAUUCUUCCCUCCUCUCCCUCGGCGGCCCCGCCCCCUGCUUGGAGUCUCAGUCAGUGAGUCGCUGCCGGUCCCGCGAACACACGUGGUUUGUUGUUCCCUCCUCCUCUGACAGAACGUGCAGGGAAGAUGGUGGUCCUGCAUUUCUAUCGCUCAUUGGAGAAUUCGGCGGAGACCCUGCGCUUGCCCGGGGCAGACAAUAUACAGAGUAUUCACAGGGAGCUGUGCUACAAUGUCAACUGGACAGGUCCUUCGGCUCCCUCCAGUCAGCAGACUGACACCCUGCGUUGGCUCUUCAGUUGCCCCUUUGACCCUCAGAGUAUCUCGGACACCUCCUCUCUUCACCCAGAACCCUCCGAUCUGCUGGUAGAGAUUGGCCCACGACUGAAUUUCUCCACGGCAACUUCCACCAAUGCUGUGUCCAUCUGCCGCUCCGUCGGUCUGACCAACGUGGACAGGAUCGAGUGUUCCAAGAGAUAUCUCAUAAAGUUCCAGACUAGGCCUCAGGGCAGUGAGGAGCAAAAGCUGCUCGCUUCUCUGUAUGACCGCAUGACGGAAUGCAUAUACGCAGAGCCAGUGAGGAGUUUUGAGGUGUCCGUUAGACCAGAGAAAGUGUAUGAGGUGGAUAUUCUGGGGCGAGGGAAGGCCGCACUGGAAAAAGCCAAUACUGAAUUAGGUUUGGCGUUCGACAACUGGGAUCUAGAUUAUUACAGCACGCUUUUCCAGCGUGUGGGUCGGAACCCCAGCAGCGUAGAGUGCUUUGAUCUUGCACAGUCCAACAGUGAGCACAGCCGCCACUGGUUCUUUAAGGGCAAACUAAGGGUAGAUGGUGAGGAGAAGGAGAUGUCUCUGUUUGACUUGAUCAUGAAGACUCAGGACUCCAGUAAUCCCAAUAACAUCAUCAAGUUCUGUGACAACAGCAGUGCAAUCCAGGGAAGGGAAGUGACAUCUCUAAUUCCCUCAGACCCUUCAUGUGCUGGGGCCUAUCAGUUAUGUCGAUCCACACGACACUUGAUCUUCACUGCAGAGACCCACAACUUUCCUACUGGUGUGGCCCCAUUCAGUGGUGCUACCACGGGUACAGGGGGGCGCAUUCGUGAUGUACAGAGCACUGGUAGGGGAGCACAUGUCAUUGCUGGAACAGCCGGAUACUGCUUUGGAAACCUGCACAUUCCAGGAUACUCUCUUCCUUGGGAGGACCCCACAUAUCAGUACCCAGUGCAGUUUGCCCGGCCUCUGGAGGUGGCUAUUGAAGCCAGUAACGGUGCCUCAGAUUAUGGAAACAAGUUUGGGGAGCCUGUCUUGGCUGGAUUCGCACGUUCCUUUGGCUUGUGGCUGCCGUCAGGAGAAAGGAGGGAGUGGGUGAAGCCAAUCAUGUUCAGCGGCGGGAUUGGGUCAAUGGAGGAUGUUCACCGUACUAAGGAGGCCCCAGAACCUGGAAUGCAUGUGGUUAAAGUGGGAGGCCCUGUCUAUAGGAUUGGGGUUGGAGGUGGAGCUGCAUCUUCUAUUCAGGUUCAGGGGGAUAACGCCAGUGAGUUGGAUUUUGGGGCAGUGCAGCGUGGGGAUGCAGAGAUGGAGCAGAAGAUGAAUCGGGCAGUGCGGGCCUGUGUGGAGAGAGGGGACAGGAACCCAAUCUGCAGCAUUCAUGAUCAGGGAGCCGGAGGCAAUGGGAACGUCCUAAAGGAGCUCAGUGAGCCACAAGGAGCGGUUAUUUACACUCAAAGCUUCCAGCUGGGGGACCCCACCCUGAGUGUGCUGGAGAUAUGGGGGGCAGAAUAUCAGGAGUCCAACGCUUUGCUCCUGCGCCCCGACGAUGCUCAAUUCCUACGCUCCGUGUGCCGGCGAGAAAGGUCUCCUGUGGAUUUUGUGGGCAAGAUCACAGGGGAUGGGAGGAUUGUGUUGGUGAAUGGCAGUGAAUCAGAUCCCCUUCCUGACUCUGCUGAUCGUAACGCUGUUCCCGUUGAUCUCAAACUGGACUGGGUUUUAGGAAAAAUGCCUCGCAAGGAGUUUGCUCUAAACCGUGUGAAACCAAACCAUAAAGAACUGGCGCUUCCUAGUGACCUGACAGUUGGGCAAGCGCUUGAUCGUGUGCUGAGAUUGCCGUCUGUAGCAAGCAAGCGCUACCUGACCAACAAGGUGGACCGAUCCGUCACAGGCCUGGUGGCCCAGCAGCAGUGCGUCGGGCCCCUUCACACUCCAUUGGCUGAUGUGGCUGUGGUGUCUCUGUCUUAUUCAGACAUUGUAGGAGGAGCUACAGCAAUAGGAGAACAGCCAAUCAAAAGCCUUCUGAACCCAGCAGCUGGGGCAAGGCUGGCAGUGGCAGAAGCACUAACCAACCUGGUCUUUGCUCAAGUUACGGACCUAAAGGAUGUGAAAUGCAGCGGCAAUUGGAUGUGGGCUGCCAAGCUCCCGGGGGAAGGUGCCGCACUGUAUGACGCCUGUGUGGCUAUGUGUGAUGUCAUGGCACAGCUUGGAGUGGCUGUCGAUGGAGGAAAAGAUUCUCUCAGCAUGGCUGCCAGAGUGGGCACAGAGACUGUUAAAGCUCCAGGGUCUCUAGUGAUCUCCGUUUAUGCCGUUUGUCCCGAUAUAACAGCCACUGUGACACCUGACCUAAAGAACCCCGGACAGAAAGGUGUUUUACUGUAUGUGCCCCUCUGUCCUGGUCAGCAUCGGCUUGGGGGCAGUGCUUUGGCUCAGUGCUACUCACAGCUGGGAGAGACCCCUCCAGAUCUCGAUGACCCUCAGACUUUAAUCUCCUGCUUCAAAGUCACACAACAGCUGCUGAGAGAACGAAUCCUUAGCGCUGGCCAUGACGUCAGUGAUGGAGGCCUAAUCACGUGUAUCCUGGAAAUGGCUUUUGCUGGAAAUUGUGGUCUGGACAUUGAGAUUUCCUCUUCCUCUGCCAGUGUGCUUGAGCUGCUGUUUGCUGAGGAACUGGGCCUGGUUGUAGAGGUCCCAGAAGAAAGGGUGGAGCUGGUUAUGGAACAUUAUAGAGCAUCAGGAGUAGAGUGCGGGAGGAUUGGAUGCACCAAAGGAUAUGGUCCAGGAUCUAUGGUCAGAAUCUGCGCCAAUGGUCAGGAGGUGAUCAGCGAGACGUUGAGUUCCCUCAGAGCCACGUGGGAGGAGACCAGUUUCCAACUUGAACGCCUUCAGGCCAAUCCAAGCUGUGUAUCUCAGGAGGAGGCUGGGCUGAGAGUCAGGGAGGGACCUAAUUAUCACCUGACGUUCAACCCUUCUGAAAUACCCUUGGUGCCUCCAUCAGUUGGUGGCCACCAGCCGCGUGUAGCUGUCGUGCGCGAGGAGGGAAGCAACGGAGACCGGGAAAUGGCGGCAUCUCUAAUAAUGGCUGGUUUUCAGGUGUGGGACGUCACCAUGGAAGAUCUUCUUGCUGGAGGCACCACCCUGGACUCAUUCAGGGGACUUGUUUUUGUUGGGGGAUUUAGCUACGCUGAUGUGCUAGGGUCGGCCAAAGGCUGGGCUGCCUCUGUGAAGUUUAAUGGAAGUGUACGUGAGCAGUUCGAGACCUUCCGUUGUAGGGCAGACACUUUCAGCCUUGGGGUCUGUAACGGGUGUCAGCUGAUGGCUCUUCUGGGCUGGGUAGGACCUGAUAACACAACAGAUACAGGCGACCUCCCCCCUCAAGGGGUUCUGCUGAGCCACAACCUGUCCAGCCGGUUCGAGUCCCGGUUUGUCACCCUGAAGAUUGAACAGAGUCCUUCCAUUUUGCUCCGGGGAAUGGCAGGGUCCACGCUUGGCGUGUGGGUGGCACAUGGCGAGGGAUACAUGAGGUUCAGAUCUCAGAAGGUGCAGGACUAUGUGACGUCCAAUCACUUGGUUCCUCUCUGUUACGUGGAUGAUGGAGGCAACCCAACAGAAGAAUACCCAAUGAAUCCUAAUGGCUCUCCACUGGGAAUUGCCGGUCUUUGCUCUGCUGAUGGGCGACACCUGGCCAUGAUGCCCCACCCAGAGCGCUGUGUCAUGAAGUGGCAGUGGCCUUGGAUGCCAGAAAGCUGGCGCCAGUCAUUGGAUGUCUCCCCGUGGAUGCGGCUCUUCCAGAAUGGCUACAGCUGGUGCCAGGAGAACCCAAGUAGCCAUAUCUGAUUGCACUGCCAAACUCCUCUCCUAUGCAAUGCCUGUUACACAAUCUGCACAUUUAUAUCUGCUCAUACCCAGCAUCAAACAAUGAAGAAUAAUGGGCUUGUGA